This is a messenger RNA of Mycotypha africana, 1568 nucleotides long. RefSeq names its product Metalloenzyme, LuxS/M16 peptidase-like protein. NCBI's taxonomy places the organism in Eukaryota, Fungi, Mucoromycota, Mucoromycetes, Mucorales, Mycotyphaceae. The transcript is spliced from 3 exons. Gene Ontology annotation, molecular function: metalloendopeptidase activity; metal ion binding. Gene Ontology annotation, cellular component: mitochondrion. The coding region runs from base 43 to 1431 and encodes 462 amino acids. The record is from RefSeq and is a predicted model, not a curated record.
AUAUCCUUCAACUCGUAUAAUUUGUUGAACAACUAGACGAACAUGGCAUCAAAGCAAGCUCUUUCCAAAUUCUCUAAAUCAUUCUUAAGGAAUAAUAGAGGUUUGUUGUCUGGUCGCACCUUUGCAACAACAACGAGCUUACUUCCUACCUUACGUAAAACAAUACUACCAAAUGGUUUUACAGUAGCAACAGAAGAAAACCCUGCGUCACAAACAGCUACUGUUGGGGUUUGGAUCGAUGCUGGUUCUCGUGCUGAAAAUGAAAAGAACAAUGGAGCUGCUCACUUUUUGGAGCAUAUGGCUUUCAAAGGUACUAAAUCCAGAAGUCAAAGAGAUCUAGAACUUCAAAUUGAAAACAUGGGUGGACAUCUUAAUGCAUAUACUUCAAGAGAGCAAACAGUUUAUUAUGCAAAAGCAUUCAAAUACGACGUACCGAAAGCAGUUGAAAUUCUCUCCGACAUUCUUCAAAACUCGACGUUAGACCAUGGUGCCAUUGAAAGAGAGCGUGAUGUGAUUUUAAGAGAGCAGGAAGAAGUUGAAAAGCAAAUGGAGGAGGUUGUUUUCGACCACUUACACGCUACAGCAUUUAAAAAUGAAUCUUUGGGUUUGACGAUCUUGGGCCCUAAAGAGAAUAUACAGUCGCUCACCCGUGAUGACCUUUCAUCUUACAUUAAGACGAACUAUACAGGUGAAAGAAUGAUUCUUGUUGGAACAGGUGGUGUUGACCAUGAUGCACUCGUACAACUAGCCCAAAAUCAUUUUGGACAAUUACCCAAUAAGCUUAAUCUAUCUACCAGCAAAAGUGCCAUGAAAAAGGCUGUAUUCACCGGUGAUGAUUUCAGAAUUUACACUCCUGAAGCUCAACAAGCACAUAUUGCUGUAGCAGUUGAAGGUGCCAGUUGGACGUCACCUGAUUACUUCCCCCUUUUAGUCAUGCAGUCAAUUAUUGGAUCCUGGGAUCGUUCCUUAGGUGCAACAGGUCAUCUAGACUCGCGCUUAUCAUCAGUUUUGCAUAACAAGCAGCUUGCCAAUUCCUUCAUGUCAUUCAAUACUUCUUACAAAGAUACAGGCUUAUGGGGCAUCUAUUUGAUUACUGAAAAUAAGGAUCGUCUUGACGAUUUAUUAGUGUCAACAAAAAAAGAAUGGAUGCGAUUAGCUAAUUCGGUGACAGACGAAGAAGUUCAAAGAGCAAAACAACAACUUAAAGCCGGCCUUUUAUUAAGUUUAGAUGGCAGUACUCCUAUCGCUGAGGAUAUUGGCCGCCAAUUGCUCACUUCAGGCGAACGUAUGUCGCCGAAAGCUGUCGAAGAUCUUGUAGCUAAAAUUACUGUGGAAGAUGUUAAACGUGUAGCAAAAGAUUAUUUACAGCGAGAUGCUGCUGUUGUCGGUAUUGGCCCAGUGGAGAAAAUGCCCGAUUUCAAUCGUUUGUAAUCAAGUUUUCAUAUUUUUCUCUGUAUUUGUCAUACAUUUAUUGUAGUAUAAAAAUUCAACACAAUAACCGAAAUAUAUCACAAUUUUGUAUUUAUUUGACCACUCUUUCUACAUGAAUAAAUUCUACUGAUUUCAUG